Messenger RNA from Oryctolagus cuniculus (rabbit), 858 nucleotides. Lineage: Eukaryota; Metazoa; Chordata; Mammalia; Lagomorpha; Leporidae. The record is from RefSeq and is a predicted model, not a curated record.
AUGGAGCCCAGACUCAGGGACCCCUAUCACCCUCACCAAGCCCAGGGUAAUGCUCCAGGUAGCGGGGAGCAGAGCCAAGAGAUAAGAGUCGAGUUUGGAGAAGAUAUCCCAGAAGCUCCUGAGAGGCUGAUGACAGACACCAUUAAUGAACCCAUCCUGCUGUGUCGAUUUCCCGUGGAGAUCAAGUCCUUCUAUAUGCAGCGAUGCCCCGAGGACUCCCACCUCACUGAAUCUGUGGACGUGUUGAUGCCCAACGUUGGUGAGAUUGUGGGAGGCUCGAUGCGUAUCUGGGAUAGUGAAGAAAUGCUGGCAGGUUAUAAGAGAGAAGGGAUUGACCCCGCUCCCUACUACUGGUACACAGAUCAGAGAAAAUACGGGACAUGUCCUCAUGGAGGCUAUGGCUUGGGCUUGGAGCGGUUCUUAACCUGGAUCCUGAACCGGUACCACAUCCGAGACGUGUGCCUGUACCCUCGGUUUGUGCAGCGCUGCAGGCCCUGACCGAGUCCUCCUGCAGCAUAAACGAAGGAACUCCGUUCGUGCAAGGAGCAGACUGCCUCUUUCCAAAAGGAAAAAAACAGAAAGCCAAAUCAUCCCUCUUCUGUCCCAUUGGCCUGUAACUAUUUGUUUUUCUCUGUUUUUGAUUCCUCUUACCAUGAAAAGUCGUCCAUAUUGCUUGAACAUCAAGCAGCGUUGCUGUCAUUUGAAGAAAAGGAGUAUUCAUUGCAAAGUUUGGAAGAAACGAGUGGCAUGGAGUUCUGUAGUUAUGGAUCCGUUUCAGCAUUUUAUCCAAUUACAGGCUCUAGUCGCUGUGUUCUAUGUACCGGAUAUAUAAUUAAACAGUUCUUAAUUAUGGCUUAA